AUGGCGCUGGGAUGGUUUAGGGGCCCUCGUCAAUGGGCACUCUGGCUGCUGUUUGCUUCCUACGCCUGUGCUUUUUACAUCCCCGGCUACUCCGUCAAACGGUAUAACGACGACGAACCGAUCCCUCUUCAGGUGAACAAGAUCUUUUCCGACCACACCCAACUCCAGUAUGCCUACUAUAACCUACCAUUCGUCUGUCCUCCCAGUGGGAGAACACAUGGCGGCUCCCCGUUUGGCUCAGGCCAGAGCGUGUCGUUGAAUCUUGGAGAAAUCCUCCGCGGUGACCGCAUUAUGACCUCCGACUUUGAACUCCGGAUGGGCAAGAACAUGGAAUGUCAGGCGCUCUGCACUCAGGAAGUCGGGCGCAAAGACGUCAAAUGGGCCCGACAACUUAUCAGGGAGGGCUACGUGGCCGAAUGGAUUGCAGACAACUUGCCUGGCGCAACAAAGUUUGUCACGGUUGACCGCAGCCGCAAAUACUACGCCACCGGCUUCAAGUUGGGCUUCGAGGAUUUUUCGCCCGUCGACGGGAAAAAACGGACUUACAUUAACAACCACUUCACGAUUGUGAUUCGCUGGCGGUCAUCCCCUGAAGGUGGUAAAUACGUGAAUGGCUUCGAGAUUUAUCCGAAAAGUAUCCGGGCGGAGGACCAUGGAGAAAGUGGCUGUCCCCAACAGGUGCACGAGCACCACGACGGCUUGGAGCUGUAUAUCCCCCCGAACACGGCAAAGUUGAAGGAAAUGUACCCGGGGUCGUCUUAUAUUCCUCAGGAUGAUGGCGACGAUGAGGAUGGAGCCACUCUCAAGAUCCCGUAUACAUACUCGGUCUUCUUCAAGGAGGAUAAUAGCGUGGACUGGUCCAACCGGUGGGAUCUGUAUUUCAGCAACCAGGAUGAGGGCUCGAUGACGCAUUGGCUCGCAAUUCUGAACUCGCUGACCAUCUCCGGCGUUCUUGCCGUGGCCGUCUACGUCAUCUGGAGCCGGACGGUACAGGGAGAUAUCAAGGGCCGUGGGGACGGGGCCAUCGACGAGACUAAAUUGAAGGCGCGCAAUGCUGCCCGAAUGAAGAACCUCGAAAGGACCGGCGAGGAGCAAGGCGACGAUGUGGAGCGGGACGCCGAGCUUUCGUCCGACGACGAGGGUCUCGAGGAUGUCAGUGGAUGGAAGCUUCUUCAUGCCGAUGUCUUCCGAACGCCCGAGUAUAGCGGACUUCUUGCACCCCUUGUCGGCUCUGGCAUGCAACUUCUCUUCAUGGCUUCUGGGCUGUUGUUCUUGAGUUGUCUCGGAGUGCUCAACCCCAGCUUCCGCGGCGGGUUCGUCAGCGUCGGCAUGGGCCUGUUUGUUUUUGCUGGUCUGUUCUCGGGGUACUUUUCCGGACGGCUGUAUAAGACAUUUGGUGGUGUGAACUGGAGAAAGAACACUUUAAUCACUGCUCUUUUCUUCCCCGGACUGGCAUUCUCCCUCAUUUUCAUCCUGAAUUUGUUCGUGUGGGCCCAGGCAUCCAGCACGGCGAUCCCGUUCGGCACGCUGAUCGGUCUCCUUGCGCUGUGGCUGCUCAUUCAAGUCCCGCUGGUGUAUGCGGGUAGCUGGUUCGGCUUCGUCCGGACAACCGCAUGGGAACAUCCGACCAAGACCACGUCGAUCCCUCGUCAGGUUCCCCCGCAGCCGUGGUAUCUGCACAGCAUCCAGGGGGCAUUCCUGACCGGACUGGCUCCGUUUGCAGUUCUGUUCAUCGAGCUUCUGUUCGUGUUCAAGAACCUGUGGCAAGACAAGAGUGGAUAUUACUACGUGUUUGGGUUCCUGAGCGCGGUCUCGACCGUCCUGAUCGUCACAGUCAGCGAGGUGACCAUCAUCGCUACCUACAGUCAGCUCUGCGCUGAGAACUAUCACUGGUGGUGGCAGAGUUUCUUGACCGGCGGCAGCAGCGCCUUCUGGGUGUUUGCCUACUGUAUCUGGUACUACGUCUUCCACUUGCACAUUACCGGAUUUGUGUCGAGUCUGCUCUUCUUCAGCUACAGUUUCCUGGCCUGUGCCGUGUACGGGUUAUUAACAGGAACGGUCGGAUUUUUGACGGCGUAUACAUUUAUCCGACGAAUUUACAGCGCUGUCAAGGUCGAUUGA
Molecule: messenger RNA, 2121 nt
Organism: Aspergillus melleus
Lineage: Eukaryota; Fungi; Ascomycota; Eurotiomycetes; Eurotiales; Aspergillaceae
Product: transmembrane 9 family protein
Exons: 5
Coding region: 1-2121 (706 amino acids)
Biological process (GO): protein localization to membrane; vacuolar transport
Cellular component (GO): Golgi apparatus; membrane
Source: RefSeq, a predicted model, not a curated record